This is a messenger RNA of Xyrichtys novacula (pearly razorfish), 4657 nucleotides long. NCBI's taxonomy places the organism in Eukaryota, Metazoa, Chordata, Actinopteri, Labriformes, Labridae. The record is from the annotation of a GenBank genome assembly.
GCUGUUUGUCACUUUGCUCCUUAUGUUCCCAGAACCGGAAAUCUUCGUUGCUAAGACAUCAGGACGGUUUACAAAUAUGUCUCCUUCAUGAUUUUCGGACUAAAUGGCUUCUACAGAUAGAAUUGACUUUUUGAAGUUCACUUUACGUCCGGCUCUCUGUAUUUUACUGUUUAUGUCCUCUGUUCACACUGGAAACACAGUCGGUAAGACCUUAAUGUUACUUAGACGCGAUUUUCAUCGAAUGUUUUAUUAGAGCUCUAGUGUUGAUUAAUUACCUUAACAUCCCGAUCUUAUACCAAAGAAACAUCCAUAAAAAUCAACUCAUUAUGUGGUUUAAUUGUUUAAUUUAAUCAGACUCUUUUACCUGUUGUUUCACAGUUUUCCAGCCGUCAUAUCUCAGUACAAGUGGACCAAAUGUUUCUGCUCUUCUGGUGGGAAACUUGACUGAUAUCUCUCUGUCUGUGAGGACUGUCUCUGCCUCCAACACUACAGGUAAACUAUACUGUGUUUCCUCUGGGAGUCCACUGCACCGGGAGUGGUUGUCAGCUGUGGUUGCAGGUGCAGGACCCAGUCUAGUGGCUUCAGGGUGGGGGUGGGGGAGGGGGGGGGGGGGUUGUGUAUCCUCCAUCUCUCCUCUGGGUCCUGAGUCAGUGUCCUCUCUGCUCCUGGUGCAGAUGACUCCUCUGAUGGUGCUUUCUUAACUGGUUCAUCUGUACUCUGCUAGUGUGUGUGUGUGUGUGUGUGUGUGUGUUUGGCUUUGGGUGUGACUGCAUAUGUGACUGUUGAAAGCCAGUUGUAUGGUUGUGGGGGUAGGGUGGUUGGAUAUUUUUAUGCAGAUAAAGUAGGGGAGAGUGGGGUAAGAUGAGCCAUUUUUCAUAUUUCAGAUCACUACAUCAAGGCAAUCAUAGUUUUGUCUCUAACUAGUGUAUCUGAAUAUAUUUGAAGAUGUUGUUUAUUCCUGUAAACCAACAGAAUGAGUAUAAACAGAACUGUCUUGAUGAUAUAGCAUGCCAAAAAAGUAGUCUCCUAUGGUCAACUUACCCCGUGUAUGAGGUAAAGCCCCAGCCCUCCCUCACCUUCUCUCUCCCUAAAUAACAGUCACUUCUUCACAUUCAUCCAAAGGUGGUUGGGUCUUUUUAUGCAGAUAAAAUAAUUGGUUCCUGUUUCCCCCAUCUUGCAGGAAGCGUUGAUCCUCUGUCAUGUGUAGCUGAAAUAACACAAUGGGUGCUUACAAAGGAGCAGGUGGGAAAGGUAAGAGACCCAUUUUGAUUCAUCUCAUUCAAAAAUAAAACAAUGUCAACAUUUGCUUUUUUAUAUAUAUUCCUCAUGUUUGUUUCUUCUAGGAUGCAGUUCAGUUUCAGCUGAGUCUGAAUAGGAGUCUACAUUUGUGUGGUGAGAAUGAGACAGAGACAGACUGCUGUCCUAAACCACUCUGUGUCCUGGAGACCCUUCAGGUGUCUGCCUGUGUGGGCGCCACACCUCUGGCAUCACUGCUGAUCCAGGCCAAGAUACAUGCAGUGUUGGUCCCUGCGAAUGCUGCAUCUGGUGAUACAAACUUAACGCAAUAGUAACAGCCAAGACACUCAUAUUGAGUAUAUGAUACAUUUGACAUUAAUGCAAAUCUCUUUGUCAUCUCAGAUAAUACAUCAGUCAUUCCAAACCAAGUGUACCAACCACUGGGCGCAUGUCCCUGUGACCUCACCUUAGGAGUGUGUGAUGUACGCUGCUGCUGUGACAAGGUAUUUGCAGCUUCCACAUGAUUCAAAUUUUGGUGAGGAAAAAUAUUCAACUGUGAAACUCAGUGUUAAAUAUUUCUGUUCAUCUUUACUCCACCAGGACUGUUCUGCUGCAGACUUGAAGCUGUUCACAUCAAACUGCCUCCCAGGGCCCUUUGGUGGGCAGGUCUCCACUGAUCCAGACUAUCAGUGCUCUGUGCAGUCAGCUGAAAACUCCCCUGAUUGGUUUCCAUUUUUGUGUGUUAAUUCGCCACCUGAAAACAACCCUUACCUCGGGCUCUUUUACCAGGGACACGUAAUGUGAGUAAUCAUUGAAUGAUGUUUUUGGAAUAUGUGAAUCAUUCGACACUUUUGAGUUUCCCGUUUUCAUCAUUUAUCUUUUGUUUUUUAACCUUUUUCUAGUCCACCUAAGCCUGGUCAGUCUUUCCAAAAGCCUGCUUUACCAGCUCCGGUGCCGGUUAUCUCUUACAUACAAGGAAGUCCAAUCUUCACAUCGACCGACCAGCUCUUCACUAUCCCACAGGUGAGUUGUGUGUCUGCUGUGUAGUUUAUUAUGUUUGUGUUACUAAAGCUAUAACAAACAAUCUCUUGUGUGUUUCUUCUUUCACAGACAGUGCUUGGACAGUGUGUGAACAAUGCCCCUGUGGCAUUUUUGAACAACUUUGAAGUCAGUUGUUUAACUUUGCUGCGCUUCUGUCCAACUGAACCUCCUUUACAAACACAACUAGAGGAUUUGAGGGUUCAAGUAAUGAACGGCCAAGGAGGCAUGUUUCAUCUGCUGAUCAUCAGCACUUUUAUAAACUUAAGAGCAGUUGUAUUCCGUAUGUUUGACUGUUGUUCUGUUUGUGUGUUUGUUGUCCAGGUGAUGUAACGGUUGAUGUUAUUGACGAGGUUGCCGUUGACUUGAGUGAGUUUAUUUCAAGAAGAGAUGCUGUUUCUUCUUUAGGUAUGUCCGUCACAAAAAUCACUCUCAAAACAACUUGAACUGACACCAAGACAUUUGGAUGAGAAAUGUUUCAUAUUUUUUACAGAUAAGAGUCUGGUGUGUGAGAAUGUGACCCUCGCCCUCGACUACAAAUUCUACUGGAAAGAAAAUGGAAUCACGAGUAUCACAGUGACUCGCACCGUUGGGAGCAUAGCUUUAAAUAAAAGUGGUAAAUAUCAAUCAUGCUUGAUUCAUCAUAGCCUAAGAAAAUUGUGUUUAAAACUGUAUUUUCUGUUCUGUCCUAAAAGUGACGUUGGCUACAAGGUAUUCUGCUGAGUUUCUAAAUGGAUACCCAGGUGAUCCUAACUCAGGGAACCCAGGUGAGAGGAUGAUCAAAUAAUCAUUACAGGUGAAUGUUUAUAUGAAUAACUUAACACAAAAAUCUGAACUGACAGGUUACCAGGUUGGAAGACCUGUCAUUGCUGGGAUUAUGGACAUAUUGGGCAAUGACACGGGCUCAAUACAAAGAACAUCAAUCAGCCUUUGGAAACCAGGUAAGCUGGAUAAGUCAUGCUGCUGAUUACUGGCCUACUGCAUGUACAAGGUGAAUGAAAGUGACAGCACUAUUGUCUGUUCUGACUGACAGUGAGUGAUGGACUCUGCUCCGUUGUGGAAACAAAACCAGUUCUGUACGGGCUGAAUUCAACAUCAGGAUGUCUGCUACAUGUCGGCCAACAGAAUCUGAGUCAGUGUGAUUUCCUGAGGUCAGUAGCUGGGCAUGAGUUUGUUUUAUUUUUAAUCUUGAUACCCAUGUGUUGAAUUCAACUAUAAUGCUCUUCUUCUUCUUUAGAGAGACUGUUGCUUCUCUCCAGUCAGCUUUAGUCACAGCUACAUAUGUUGCAAAGAGUGGAAACCCAGAUCCUCUGAUGUUGACGGACUGGGUGAACAUAAGCUGUGAGUUAAUGAUGCAAAGACAAACUUGAGAAGAGUAAUUGUCUUGCAUGUGCAUGUUCAAGCAAAUUAGAAAAUUGUCUGUUUUUUCUGCUUUGGUCUAACUAAAUAUUACAACGUUUAAUGCCCAGAUAUGAUGCCAAAUUCAAGCACAGCUAUGGAGGACAGCCCGGGUGUGUGCCAUGGGAUUCCCUCUCAUCAGCAGAUACAUGUAUGGAGUCGUAUCACUGGCAUAAUGGAUGGGAUACCUCAAAAAGAAAUCCUUUCAUUGCAAGUCAGGUGUGUAUUUUUACUAAACUGUUUUCUCCACAAAGGAGGUACUGUUGAGUUUUUGAGGGGUCUCAUUUGUCUUCUACUGUCAUUUUCAGCUUUAGUCUGUCUUCCUGGGCACUGGAUUGUGGAGGUGGAGAUGUCCCUGCAUGUAUGGACCAGAUGGAGACUCAGUUAUUCUCCAUCACCUCCUCUGUCACUUUCAUUGACAUCCCCAUAAACACAGGGCUGCCAAAAACCAGGUCUCUUAUCGAACAGCAUGUUUGUCCUCAUUGAAUUCCUCUUUGUAGCAGCCAGACCAAUUCUAACCUUCAAUAUGAUGUUGUCCCCCCUGACAGGUUCCAGAUCAACUUCACAGAGUAUGACUGUAGUAGGAAUGAUAUAUGUUGGCCAGAGCUCGCCUUUCCUAUCACCAAGUAUUACACAGGUAGCAGAACAGCAAUUUACCUUGUCCUUGGAAAAUAAAUAUGAACAAUAAUUGAGUUAAGAUAUCAAAUUCAACAUAACAAUAUUGCCACUACUCACUUGUUUUGACGUUGUCCUCCCCAGGUGAGCCGUACUCUCAGUCACUGGCAAAGGGUCUCAUCUUGGUUUUUUUCUUCAUAACUGCUUCGAUCCUUGGGACUCCGUGGAAACAGAUACGACAAGCUUGGAAAUGACCAAUCUGGUGUUUUCAUUAUUAGUGUUUCUAUGGUCUUUAGAUGUUUAUAUUUGCGAGAAUGUAAAUAGUUGUGUUAAUGCAGCGUUUUGUAAUAAAGAUACUUUUUAUAAGACA